UGAGUUGGGCUUCCUUUGUGAAGCACUGACAUUGUUUCUGGAAACACAGAAUUCUAUAGUGUAGUCUUAUGAACCUGCUCUCUGAACACAAUAUAAUGGCACAGAAUUUUAACUGGAGCACGUUGAUGAAGACAGGUGCCAGGAUCACAGUGGACGACGAUCAACCAUUUUGGGAGGCCUAUGACAGCCUUUACAAUGAUACGGAUUAUAAUGGCAGCUGCUGUGAAGGCGGUGACGUGUGUGACCAGGAGGAGGCCAUGCAUUUCGAGGCGGUGUUCAUCCCAGUUCUGUACUCUGUGGCGUUUGUGGUGGGCAUCCUGGGAAAUGGAGUGCUGCUGGGAGUUCUGGCCCAGAGCAGGAAGUGUUGGAGCGUGACGGACACUUUCAUCCUCCACCUGGGUGUGGCCGACAUCCUGCUGCUGGUGACCCUACCCCUCUGGGCCGCAGAGGCUGCUCAACGGGAAGGCUGGACCUUUGGUACUCCUCUGUGCAAGAUCACUGGGGCCCUUUUUACGAUCAACUUCUACUGUGGUAUUUUCCUGCUGGCUUGCAUCAGUCUGGACCGCUACCUGUCCAUUGUCCAUGCCACGCAGAUGUACUCACGUAGAAACCCUUGGGUUGUCCAGGCCAGCUGCUUCUCAGUGUGGCUCUUCUCACUGAUCCUCUCCAUCCCCGACUGGAUCUUCCUGGAAGACGAGAGAGACGGGAGACGAGAAAAAACCGAGUGCAUUCGCAACUACCUCAAGUUUUCUUCUCAGUCGGUUGGUGAGUGGCGACUGGCCUCGCGCUUGCUCUACCACAUUGUGGGCUUCCUGGUCCCUUCAGCUAUCCUGAUCUUCUGCUACUCCUGCAUUCUGCGCCGGCUGCGCUGUGGCAACCAAGGCCUCCAGAAGCAGAAAGCGUUCAGGGUGAUUUUGUCAGUGGUGGUGGUUUUCUUCCUCUGCUGGACGCCGUACAACAUCACUCUCUUGGUGGACACUCUUCACACCAGCAACAACACCGACAGCUGUGACGUCAGGACAACUCUGGAUAAAGCCAAAACCAUCACCUCCACCAUAGGGUACCUCCACUGCAGCCUCAACCCCAUCCUGUAUGCAUUUGUGGGAGUGAAGUUCCGGCGUCAGCUCCUCGACAUCCUCAGGUCUCUGGGCUGCAAGAUAAAGACGAGUGCCACACUGAAAUCUGUCGUCAGCAGCAGGAGGAGCUCCUUAUGGUCUGAGUCUGCUGACACCUCCAACUCCAUCGCUAUCUGAGUACCAGAGGUUAAACACGUGAACACACUCCAGCUGCAGGAGGCUGGAAAAAUAGUUGAUUGUUUAGUUUGACCUGUUUUAGGAUCAAUGCCCUCUGACCUGAGCUCCUCUCAUCAGAUUAGUGCAGACAUGUGCACUUGUUUUAUAAGUGACAGAUGACCCAGAGUGCUUCUCUCCUCCCACAGCCCAAAAACCUGCAGAGGUUAUUUGGACACUUCCCAUAGUUGUGUAUGUGAUCGUGAAUGGCUGUUCAUCACCACACGUUGGUCCUUCAAUGGACUGGCGACCCUCAUGUGGAGCCAGUGCGAUCUCUCCAUCUCUGAAUCUCCUUGUUGAUACUGACAUGUGUUUUAUUGCAUUGCGUCUAAUUCUUUUUGACUGUUUCCUUUAUUUAGGUUUCUCUCCAGCCAGCGUGUCCAUGUGGACCCCAUCAGGGUCAUAUUUGAGGUAUAAUUUGAAGUAUAUUUGCUCACUUCAAGCUCAUGUCCACUUAGAACCCUUUCAAACUGAAAGUCAGAAACAGGCACACAUAUCAUAUGCUAGAAAAUGACUCAAGGGGGGAAAAUGCUGGUAGACAAACAGGUAGAUGAUCAAAUGACACGGGGCAGAAUAUACAUUAUACUCAAGGUUGGGGCUCACAAGCUACGGGUGCAAACAAUAAGGGUGGGGUUAGAAAUCAGGCCAAGUAAAGUAUCUGACAUGAGAAAACAAAGUGAAUACCAAAAUAAAACAGUAACUCAAUGACUAAUGAGUGAAAGAACCAAAAACGUCACCUCAACAGGUGACAGAUGUCACAGGAGCAUUUUCUGGUCAGAAAAGGCCACAGUAACCAUGGAAACUUUUGAGGUAAUGCAAGGAGGUCUAUGGGUACCCAGACCUGUGUAAUCCAUUGCUCAAAGAUACAUAAACAUAAAAAUCUGGGUGAACUGCCAGUGAGAAAUCGUUGCUUCUGGCCAGUGCAUGACAAGAAACAAAAACAAAUGCUGCCUACUGUGCCUUUGAUAACCCUGAUAAUGUGUACAUAAGGACCGAGACAUGAGCAGCUGAGCAUACAUGUGUUUUAUAUACCGCUCACAUGUUGUAUAGUGUUUUCGUGAAACCGCGACAUUAUUAUGAUCACAUGAUCUCCCUCUGAAACUGAGCUCAUGCACCUGCGCUUACACACUUCCUCUGUCAGCUCCACAUACUAUAGGCUACUGUGAAUAUCAAAGCUUUACUUUUACAUAUGUUUUAUACUCACUCAUUUUUUUUAAACUGCAUAUUUCAUUGUGUUGUUGUGUAAGGAAUA
This is a messenger RNA of Solea senegalensis (Senegalese sole), 2541 nucleotides long. It is a transcript of the gene cxcr3.1, whose product is annotated as chemokine (C-X-C motif) receptor 3, tandem duplicate 1. The transcript has 3 exons. Gene Ontology annotation, cellular component: membrane. Gene Ontology annotation, biological process: regulation of leukocyte migration; immune response; inflammatory response. The coding region runs from base 69 to 1253 and encodes 394 amino acids. Gene Ontology annotation, molecular function: C-X-C chemokine receptor activity. The record is from RefSeq and is a predicted model, not a curated record. NCBI's taxonomy places the organism in Eukaryota, Metazoa, Chordata, Actinopteri, Pleuronectiformes, Soleidae.